Messenger RNA from Apus apus (common swift), 5994 nucleotides. RefSeq names its product NIPA like domain containing 3 (gene NIPAL3). The coding region runs from base 612 to 1838 and encodes 408 amino acids. The record is from RefSeq and is a predicted model, not a curated record. The transcript is spliced from 12 exons. Gene Ontology annotation, molecular function: magnesium ion transmembrane transporter activity. Gene Ontology annotation, biological process: magnesium ion transport. NCBI's taxonomy places the organism in Eukaryota, Metazoa, Chordata, Aves, Apodiformes, Apodidae. Gene Ontology annotation, cellular component: membrane.
GCGCGUGUCCGCGGAGCCCCGGUGCUGCGGGAAGAAGGGGACCUUCCCCACCGGGGCUCCGGGAGGGGCUGGCGGGGCCCGCCCGCAGCCCAGCGCCCCGCCCGCGGCGGAACGCGGCUCCCUGCACCCGCCUCCUCGGCCCCGCCCGGCCCCGGACUGACAGGGCUGGCGGCAAAUCGCGGGGCCGGGCAGGAAGCGGAGGCGACGCUCGGCUGGGAACCGAAGUUGGGGGCCAAAGGCCCGGGCCAUGGGGGCCCCGCAGCGGGGGCGGAGCGCGGGGGCCGCUCCCUGAGGGAGCAGUGUCACCUUGGAGGAAUAUAACCUUGCUGCCUCACUGGCUGGCUGGAAAUACUGGCUGAUCUACAGUUCUGUCUCUGGUGCCUGCCCUGUCUCAGUGGAGCCUGGAGGGGGAAGAAGAGCAGCAAACAGGCUACAGAGAAAUUUUUUUGUGCUUCACUGAACUAAUCAUUGCUUGUCCAAGAAAAUAGAAUGGAUGGGAAGAACUGGUACCACGUUAAAGAUAAGGUGGUUCCAGCAGGGUGCAAGUCUCUUCUUUAAAGAGAAGUUCCAGCAUCAAAGGGGCUGAAAAGCAAACACUCCAAUCAACCAAAAUGGAAGGAGGCAACAGUCCAAACCUGCAACUUCAGCAACUGCCAUUGGCCACAGCAGCAGUUUCUGUGCAGCCACACACUGACUCCUUUUCUUACAAGGAGAACUUGAUUGGUGCAUUACUAGCUAUUUUUGGCCAUCUUGUUAUCAGUAUUGCACUCAAUCUCCAGAAAUACAGCCACAUCCGACUGGCAGGUUCCAAAGACUCCCGAGCCUACUUCAAAACCAAGACAUGGUGGUGUGGACUGUUCCUGCUGGUGCUGGGUGAACUGGGAGUGUUUUCCUCUUAUGCCUUUGCUCCUCUUUCACUGAUCGUGCCACUCAGUGCAGUGUCUGUUAUAGCUAGUGCAAUCAUAGGAAUUAUAUUUAUUAAAGAGAAAUGGAAGCCCAAGGAUUUUUUGAGGCGCUAUGUUUUGUCCUUUGUAGGCUGUGGUUUGGCAAUUGUUGGAACUUACCUGCUGAUAACAUUUGGACCUAAUAGUCAUGAGAAGAUGACAGGAGAAAAUAUCACUAGGCAUUUAGUGAGCUGGCCAUUUCUGUUGUAUAUGCUUGUGGAGAUCAUUAUAUUCUGCCUGCUACUAUAUUUUUACAAGGAGAGAAAUGCAAACUACAUUGUAGUUAUUCUUCUGCUGGUAGCUUUGCUGGGUUCCAUGACUGUUGUGACAGUGAAGGCUGUGGCAGGGAUGAUUGUUGUCUCAAUCCAAGGAAACUUACAACUUGACUACCCCAUCUUUUACAUCAUGUUGGUGUGCAUGAUUGCUACAACCAUCUUCCAGGCAACGUUUUUAGCUCAAGCCUCCCAGCUCUAUGACUCAUCUCAGAUUGCCAGCAUCAGCUACAUCUUGUCCACCACAGUAGCCAUCACAGCAGGAGCAACUUUUUACUUGGACUUCACCGGGGAAGAUGUUCUCCAUAUAUGUAUGUUUGCACUUGGGUGCCUCACAGCAUUUCUAGGAGUCUUCCUGAUCACAAGAAACAGGAAGAAAUCUGUACCAUUUGAACCUUACAUAUCAAUGGAUGCUAUGCCAGGCAUGCAGAACAUGCACGAUAAAGGGAUUGCAGUUCAGCCUGACCUCAAAGCUUCUUUUUCCUACGGUGCCCUGGAGAACAAUGACAACACACCAGAAAUUUAUACUCCAGCUACACUGCCCAUCGUGCAGGAGCAACAUGGUUCCAAAGGAGUUUCUGCUCCACCCUAUCGGGUGCUGGAGCACAGCAAAAAGGAGUGAGUGACCUUUAAGGAACUGAUUUGAAUCAUCAGAAGUAGGACCUUUAUUUAUUUACCCAUUAAAAUAUAAGCAAGUGUUAAAGCCAACCUUGAUAUAGUUUAAAGCUCGUCUCAAACUUCGCUUUCAAGGCUGAUUAUUAAAAUAAACAACUCUCUGUGGUUGAGAAGUUGAAAGCAUUUGUCUUAGCAAGAGGUAAAUCACAGUUCUCCAUUGGAAGCUGCUACCUGGAAGUGUGAAGUGGUGAGUGCAGCAUCAUGGCAGCAUGAAACCAGUGAGCCAGCAGAGACUGUGAGAACACAGAGCUGUGGGGAGAGAAGUGACUGUGCAAUUUUUAGUCCUGCUGGGAGUGGGUUUAUCUCCAAAUAGAAGUUUUCAGGAGUUGCUCACAGAGAGAGGAGGGCAGGAUUUAAUCUUUCAUAGACAGAGACCAUGAUGGAUUUCCAGAAAAGCUGUAAAUCCUCAUGUCUCUAGUGUAAGCACCAAACUACCUUAACAUGGCAAUAAAAUGUCACUGUUUUCAAGCAUGAAUACUGCAACCUACUGUGUCUUUAGAGCAGCAUAACUGGUUAGAGUAAGCAAGCUACUUUAGUCCUUCAAAAUGUGACUCUUGGGCACUUCUGUACAACUUUUCUCUGACUAGUGUUGAACACAUGCACUGAGAAUGUGAAUUGUUCUUACAGCACCACUGGCAGCUGAGAACAAAGAUUAUUUACCAGUUUUCUGGUUUCAUAGCAGGAGCUUAAAGUUGGAUUAAAUGGUGCAGAGGAAACACUGCAAAGUACAAGAAGAGAUGGGAAUGGUAACAUGACUGGUGUCUGGUUGUACUUAAUGUAGUUUUUUACGAGGUCCUAAUGCUCUAUCACUUAUUUUCUUUCUGGUUAAGGCAGGAUUUCCAACUUUGUUUAGUGAUCUUAAGUACUUAAAGGUGUUGACCUUCCUUAGUUAGAAAGCUCAGUCUAGGUGGUACAGACUGGGAUCCCCCCUCUUAAUUGGGUUUUGGGUUUUUUUUCUCAAAAAAGGCAAAAAGGGAUACUAGUUUAAUAUUGUAAAUGGCCUAAGAAGAAAAAAAAAAUAGAAGCACAUACAGUCCAGCACUCCGUGAGGACUGUAAGAAUAAUGGGACAUUGUGUACUUAUGAUAUUUAUCUUUCCAGCUUCCAAGAGAUGGCUAGAAGCUGAUAGGAAGGGAGAAUAGACACAAGGGGGGGGAACUUUUCAAAUGAAAAGGGCAAAGUACACCAUAUAUUGGCAGAUGGAAGUGACACUGGCUCUUGGAGAUCAUAAUCUUUUCUAAAAGCUGUUGUUUUGCUGGGAAACAGAAUUUUAAAGUCUACUUGGUGUGUCUUGGACUGUAUAUGUAGUGAAGUACCUGCAGGACCUUAAACGACUUUGUUUGAGAUGAACAGUGCCAGUGUUCUCUGCAUUUUUAAGUGGUUCCUCUGAUAGCAAGGAGUUUGGGAGGCUCUUGGAUUUGCAACAGUGGCUUUUUGCAUUUUUAUUUAUUUAUUUUAAAUUGACUCGUGGCCAGUUUCUGUUCCCACUACCAAAAAUUCAUGAGAACUCAGCUGAUUUGUAUAUAGUUAUUCCAGGUUCUUGCUAUUGUAUAUGACAAAGGACUGUUCUUUUGCAUAUGGUUGCUUUGCCAGCUCUGAAUACUAAUUAUUUAAUCUGGAAAUAGCUGAGAUUGCUUUGGCAUUUUUGUGCAGCUUUGAAAAAUGAUAACUUUUCCCUCCUGCAAAGAGUAGAUACCUAGUGGCUGUACCUGUACCUAUACGUGAAGUUUCUUCACCAACUUGGCAUGUCUGAAAAUUCAGAUCUUAUCAGUGACAUCCCAUACCCUGCAGCUUAUGAAACCUCAAGAAAUAACAGCUUUUCUUUUCUCCUCAAUACUUUUUUGUGUUUAAGUAAGAUAACAAUGUUAAUGGGCUAAUACUGCCAGAACAUUCAUCUUGUUGGAGUUGUGGUGACACUGAUUUACUGCCUUUGGCUUUGAAUCUCUGGCAAUCAAUUGUUUGUGAAUUUAGGUGCAGCUUUUGUUCAUUAACAAUACAAAACAAAGCAGUACAGGGUGGCUGAGUGGGAAGGGUACAAGAAUGCUGGCUUUCCUUAUCUCUUCUAAUCAAUGAGGCAGUAGCUGUUUUGACCUAUUAGUUAAACCACAGAAACAGACUGUUUUAAAACAAGCUGUGCUAAACCAUGCAUAGCUAGAACCCCCCACUUUUUACAUGGCAAUAUUACCUGUGUUUAAUUAUUACAGCUCUUGCUGUCAAAUAAAAUAAUUACUCAGGAGCUCCUAAAUGUUUUUACUCCUGCGAUUAGGAUGGUCCUGUGUUAGCAGUUUUCUCAGUUGUUAAUUUUUCAGUAGUACUUAAAAACUGCCCUUGACUGGUGUGCAGACUUCAGAGCCAGUAAAAUGGCUGCUUAGGUUUUUCUCCUACUCGUGGCACUUGACAUAAGAGACAGACAGAGUGCUCUGCCAGGGGAAGAGUGCUCCUCUGAUGCAGAGGCCCUGCUUGUGCUUCUCUUUUGUGGGCUGCUCUCUGGCCUGAUUCAGUGAUUAUUUCUUUGCAAUAAACUGCCUGGAUCCUCCUCAGCCCUGCAGCCUGAGCACUGACCCACUCCUGGCCUCCCUGUCCUCUCUGCCAGGGAGCCUAUGGCUGUCUUCUGCUCUGGGUAAAAUUUCAAGCCAGCUUUUGUAUUAUUGUGCUAUUUUGGCCCUUUUCUUUCAAAGACUCUAAAAGCAAGAGUCUUGCUCCAAAGCUUUAUAUCACCAUGCUUUAUUUACACAGUCUGUGUGCAUUUAAAUAAUUCUACUUAAUAAUGACAGUUUUUACCUGCAGCAAAACUUGCCCUUGGAAACUUCCUGACAAAGGUCUCCAAGGGAGGUGAUGUCUGUUUCUACAGCAUAUAAAUCACAAUAUUUGUGGUUAGUCCAUUGUCCCACAUCAGUGGAGCCUCAGGUGUUCCUUGGGCUGUUCAACUCAAUGCACUGAUGUGGUAAAGGUUGCAUUUUUGCCACUGCAAGCACAGCAGUGGGACUGUUGGGUUGCACCUCACCCCAGCUUGCUACCUAUGUUCAAUACUUGAAGUUUGAAAUGUGCAGGGUUUUUUGUGUUUUUUCUCUUGCUUUUUCUCCCAAGCUUCCCAAAGUUUUUUUUUCUGCUCUUCAGCAGUAUUACAGCUGCCAGCUCUGUUGCUGAGGAGGCAUGAACAGGGCCCCUGAAACACCUGUUUAAAUUUGACUGCAGGACUUGGGUGCUCUUUCCAACAGUGGGAGGGUGUAGGUCAGGACUGAAAUCAACUCCCUACCUCCCUUCUAGUUCAGAGCUUACAAGCUGAAAACAGCUUUUGUACCCUCAAGUCUAUACUUACAGAAUAUUUGUUGGUCUGAGGUGACAAGAGCCAUGCCCAGGAUUGCAGCAAACAUUUCCAGCUAAACAGCACAUCCAGAUUUAAAGGAGAGGAGCCUUGUGCCACAUUCUAGUACUUCUUGCAGCAUGAAAAAGAAUCUGUUGGUGUCCAGCACACUGUAACACGUGUAUGGCAGAGCCUCAGUUUAUCCAGGGCUGAUCCUGCAAGGCAGGGCACUGCCAACAGCAGAGUUCUCCUAGAUUCCCACAUGGGCAGCAUUUUUCAGCAUCAAGGGCUGAAAAAGCGGGCACAAAAAUCAACUGACUGCUGCCUCCUUUACUGAACAGGUAGAAUAGCUCCUUGACUCUUAUCUCCCAGCUGCUUUAUCAAAUGUGAAUUGACAUCUCUUGCCUCCCCACUGUGUGGCUUUUCAAUGCACCAGAGCACUUAAUACUUCUCAGUGUGUAUCUUACCUGUAACUUAAUGCUGUCAAUACAGCUCCUGUGUUGGCUGAAUGUACAAAUGACCUGCCUACAAUGUUCUCUUGUUCACAUCAAAUUGUGUAAAUAAAUCGAGCUUAACACUAUAACUUAAAGAUAACUUGCUUAAUUUUUCAUAAGCAAUGUUGCAUGUCUAAUUCAAUUUGUCUUUUAGGUGAGACCUUUGGGAAUGAAACUUAAUAAAACAUCAUAGUAAAACCUACAGAAUUUUGGCCUGCUUCAAGCUCUUAGUAUAGCUUUAACCUGCCAUAAAUAUCUCAAGACAGAAUAAAUAAAGGCAGAAUUUGAUUUACUUCUGUAAGAGCA